AACACACUGCACAACCGCCUACCCACCAAACCCCCUCGGCCCCUAUAUAUACACAGCGCCCACCUCUGCCUCACUUCAAUUCCCAUUCUCCCCUGUAUCUUGUUUUUACCUCCGCUCAAAACUUCCUCACUUCUCGCCAUUUUGCAGGCAUUAGUCUACACAAAAGUUGAUCAUGGCGCCAGCAGGGGAUUCAAUUAAGCCGAGAGAUGUUUGCAUUGUUGGUGUUGCCCGGACGCCCAUGGGUGGAUUUCUUGGUUCUCUUUCAUCAUUAUCAGCUACCAAGCUUGGAUCUAUUGCAAUUGAGAGUGCUCUAAAGAGAGCGAAUGUUGAUCCAUCAUCUGUACAAGAAGUUUUCUUCGGAAAUGUACUCAGUGCAAACUUAGGACAGGCUCCUGCCAGGCAGGCAGCAAUAGGUGCAGGGAUUCCUAAUACAGUUGUCUGCACAACUGUGAAUAAAGUCUGUGCCUCUGGAAUGAAAGCAACUAUGCUUGCGGCCCAGAGCAUCCAGUUGGGCAUCAAUGAUGUUGUAGUGGCUGGUGGCAUGGAAAGCAUGUCCAAUGUCCCAAAGUACCUGGCAGAGGCAAGAAAAGGAUCUCGACUUGGACAUGACUCUCUUGUUGAUGGAAUGCUGAAAGAUGGACUGUGGGAUGUCUAUAAUGACGUUGGCAUGGGGGUUUGUGCUGAAUUAUGUGCUGAACACCAUAGUAUUACAAGAGAGCAGCAGGACGAUUAUGCAGUCCAAAGCUUUGAGCGUGGAAUUGCUGCUCAAGAUGCUGGUGCCUUUGCAUGGGAGAUUGUCCCGGUUGAAGUAUCUGGGGGAAGAGGAAGACCAUCCACAACUGUUGAUAAGGACGAAGGUUUAGGAAAGUUUGAUGCUGCAAAGUUGAGGAAGCUAAGACCAAGCUUCAAGGAAACUGGUGGAACUGUAACAGCUGGCAAUGCAUCUAGCAUAAGUGAUGGUGCUGCUGCUCUUGUUCUAGUGAGUGGAGAGAAGGCACUGAAGCUUGGGCUUGAAGUCAUUGGAAAGAUCACUGGAUAUGCUGAUGCUGCUCAGGCCCCAGAAUUAUUUACAACUGCACCAGCUCUUGCAAUUCCCAAAGCAAUUUCAAAUGCUGGUUUAAAUGCAUCUGAAAUAGACUAUUAUGAAAUCAAUGAAGCCUUUGCGGUCGUUGCUCUUGCAAAUCAGAAGCUAUUGGGCCUUAGUCCAGAAAAAGUCAACGUACAUGGUGGUGCUGUAUCACUGGGACACCCUCUUGGUUGCAGUGGAGCUCGUAUCUUGGUCACUCUUUUGGGGGUGCUGAAGCAGAAGAAUGGAAAGUAUGGAGUCGGUGGUGUUUGCAACGGAGGAGGAGGUGCUUCAGCCCUCGUCUUGGAACUUGUCUAAUCUUUUUCAACUUUUGACUUCUUCCAGCUGAUGUAUCUUGCAGCUGCCGUUGGUCGUUAGCCGCAUCGAGAACAUGAGGGCAAACUAGACUUUUCAGUUCCAUAACUUCUUGUUGAUUUUAUUUUCCCCAUUUUUUUCUCCUUUUCUUCCCAAUAAAAUCAAUGUACUUAGACUGUAGAAGAGUGUGUAUUUCUGAUGCAAGAAAAGGGUGUAUCACUAUUUUCUCAAUAGAUGUUCCUUUGGUAUCCAAA
Sesamum indicum (sesame) is the source of this 1635-nucleotide messenger RNA. RefSeq names its product acetyl-CoA acetyltransferase 2. Gene Ontology annotation, biological process: fatty acid beta-oxidation. Gene Ontology annotation, molecular function: acetyl-CoA C-acetyltransferase activity. The record is from RefSeq and is a predicted model, not a curated record. Gene Ontology annotation, cellular component: mitochondrion. NCBI's taxonomy places the organism in Eukaryota, Viridiplantae, Streptophyta, Magnoliopsida, Lamiales, Pedaliaceae.